This is a messenger RNA of Schistocerca piceifrons (Central American locust), 1401 nucleotides long. RefSeq names its product zinc finger protein 664-like. NCBI's taxonomy places the organism in Eukaryota, Metazoa, Arthropoda, Insecta, Orthoptera, Acrididae. The coding region runs from base 1 to 1401 and encodes 466 amino acids. The transcript has a single exon. The record is from RefSeq and is a predicted model, not a curated record.
AUGCAUGUCUUCAUCCACAUUGAUGGUGUGCAGGCACCUUCAUAUGUGUGUAAGUCAUGUGGUGAGGUAUUGCCCACUGAUGACUGCUUGAAAGAACAUUUGAGAAUGAGGGAAGGUGACCAAGCAUUAUCUGCUACCAACAGUGAGAAACUUGAAUGCAGUGAUGAUCAUGAAAACAAUAUCUCCUUCGAGUGUGUACAAGAAGGAAUCAUGGAACAGACUGAAAAGACCCCUUCAUGCAAGGUACCCAGGAAAACUUUUAAAAAAUCCUUUAAUGACAUAUGCAAUACACAUACUGUGAAAGAAGCUGAAGAGAAACUUGAAAGACGUAAUGACUGUGGAAUUUUAUGUACAAGUGACCAUGUUAAUGUCCACACUGUGCUAAGUGCAAAGAGACAUCACAAAUGUGAUGUUUGUGGUAAAAAGUUUACUCUGUUAUGCAAUCUUAAAAAACACAGCUCAAUACACUCUGGAGAGAGACCACACGAAUGCGAAGUUUUUGGAAAAUCGAUUACUGAAUGGGACAGUCUCAAGAAACAAGAAUUAACACACACUGGAAUGAGACAACACAAAUGCGAUGUCUGUGGAAAAUCAUUUACUCGGUCUGGCCAUCUCAAGACCCACAUAUUAAUACAUACAGGGGAGAGACCCCACAAAUGUGAUACUUGUGGUAAAUUAUUUAAUGUAUUGAGUAAUCUCAAGGCUCACAAAUUAAUACACAGUGGAGAGAGACCCUACAAAUGUAGAAUGUGUGGAGAAUCUUUUACUCAUUGGGGCAGUCACAGGAGACACGAAUUAAUACACACUGGACAGAGACCACACAAAUGCGAUGUCUGUGGAAAAUCAUUUACUUGGUCGUGCCAUCUCAAGACCCAUAUAUUAAUACACACUGGACAGAGACCCCACAAAUGUGAUACUUGUGGUACAUCUUUUAAUGUAUUGAGUAAUCUCAAGGCCCACAAAUUAAUACACAGUGGAAAGAGACCCUACAGAUGUAGUAUGUGUGGAAAAUCUUUUACUCAUUGGGGCAGUCACAGGAGACAUGAAUUAAUACACACUGGACAGAGACCACACAAAUGCGAUGUCUGUGGAAAAUCAUUUACUCAGUCGGGCAAUCUCAAGACCCAUGUAUUAAUACACACUGGACAGAGACCACACAAAUGCGAUGUCUGUGGAAAAUCAUUUACUCAGUCAGGUCAUCUCAAGACCCAUAUUUUAAUACAUACAGGAGAGAGACGCCACAAAUGUGAUACUUGUGGUACAUCUUUUAAUGUAUUGAGUAAUCUCAAGGCCCACAAAUUAAUACACAGUGGAAAGAGACCCUACAAAUGUAGUAUUUGUGGAAAAUCUUUUACUCAGUGGGGCAGUCUCAGGAAACACAAAUUAAUACACACUACAUAG